AUGGAUAACCUCUGGGCCCGCCGCACAAACUCCGGCAAGCUCUCCCUCUCGACACCCGGUCAAGGGUCCAGUGGUGAUUCCUUCAGUCGCAAUGCUUCCUUUCCAAAGCGCCAAGGCGGCGAUACCCCGUCGUCGAGCAAACAGAACCCCUUCAACACUACACCUGGCGGCCUGGUCUCCCCCACCAGCGGUGCCUCCAGCGCCUUUGGUCUAGGCUCUGGAGCUUUCGCCUCCUUUGGGUCUGCGAAAACACCCAAGUCCUCGGCCAAUCCUUUCGACUCGGCUAUGGGCACCGCGGUUGCAAAGUCUGGCCAGCCCAAGGACUUGUCAAAGGUUGUGGGGAAGGCCCCCAGCAUGGCCUCCAUCUCUGAGGGUUCCCAGGGGGCCGCGGCGGCCGCUCCUGUAUCACACCAGCUCAUGGAGCCCUGGACUUUCUGGUACCGACCCCCGAUUUCCAAGGCCCACGGCUUCAUCGAAUACGAGAAGACCCUGCACGAGAUUGCUACUGUGCGGACGGUGGAGGAGUUUUGGGAGAUCUUUUCCUACCUGAAGCGCCCCUCCUCGCUUCCGGUCGUGUCGGACUUCCAUCUCUUCAAGAAGGGCGUCCGGCCCAUCUGGGAGGACGAUGUGAACAAAAAGGGUGGCAAGUGGGUUGUUCGGAUGAAGAAGGGCGUGGCCGACCGGUACUGGGAAGACCUCAUGCUCUCCCUCAUUGGGGAUCAGUUUGGUGACGCUGGAGAGGACGUUUGUGGUGCCGUGCUCAGUGUAAGGAAUGGAGAGGACAUUCUGAGCAUCUGGACCCGAACGGAUGGUGGCCGCGUCAUUAAGAUUCGUGAGACCAUGAAGCACGUCCUCAACUUCCCUCCCAACACUCGAGUGGAAUUCAAGAGCCAUGACUCUAGUAUCCAGCAACGAACGGCUAUCGAGGAGCAGCGCCGCGAAAAGGCGGGACAGCACCAUCACCACGAUAAGCGUCACACAGGUGGCGUGUCGAAGCAGCCCUCAGAGCAAUCCUAG
Fusarium vanettenii 77-13-4 is the source of this 1017-nucleotide messenger RNA. RefSeq lists its product as uncharacterized. Gene Ontology annotation, molecular function: translation initiation factor activity; RNA 7-methylguanosine cap binding. Lineage: Eukaryota; Fungi; Ascomycota; Sordariomycetes; Hypocreales; Nectriaceae. The record is from RefSeq and is a predicted model, not a curated record. Bases 1 to 1017 code for a protein of 338 amino acids. Gene Ontology annotation, cellular component: cytoplasm; eukaryotic translation initiation factor 4F complex. The transcript is spliced from 3 exons. Gene Ontology annotation, biological process: translational initiation.